CGCUGUUUGUUUAGUCGUUGGAGGAACUCCUCGCCUAGUGUGACGCUCUGGUGUCCGAUUAUACAUUUAGGCUGUUGAGUGGGGCCCACCGUCAACUUUAAAAUAGCUUCAGUAAAUUUGAUUGACCACAAAUAUCCAUAUGACGGCUGGGGACAACUGCAGAGUGUUCGGAGGAGGCGCCUACUGCCCUCUUCUGGUUGGACUUCUGUGGGGAUCCCUUGCUUGCAGCGUCCUAGGGGACGCGGUGGAAGUUAUAGAGCUGGGAAACAAUUGGAUGAUAACUAAUCAAAACGGCUCCCUGAGUAGAGACGACCAAACCCUUCCCUCCGGUAUAUAUAGCGCCUUCGGACCCCAAGUUUUACACUCCUAUAAUGACAUUGACCUGCGUUGGCUGGCCUACGACAAUUGGACCUACUCGAAUCGUUUUCAAUUCGACGUCCAUCACUACAAACGAGGACAUAUAAAUCUAACGUUUCAUGGCAUUGACACGGUGUCGGAGAUACGUCUGAAUCAUCAGCUCCUGGGCCGCACGGAUAACAUGUUCGUGCGCUACUCAUAUGACGUCAGCACUCUCCUACAGACAGAAAACUUGCUGGAGGUGGUGAUUCUCUCGCCUGUAUUGGCGGCCCUCUCAAGGGCCCAAGCUCUGGACAAGGAUGGCAAGAGUGUGCCGCCGGAAUGCCCUAACAAGCGCUAUCACGGUGAGUGCCAUAUGAAUAUGUUGCGGAAGAUGCAGGCGAGCUUCUCCUGGGACUGGGGUCCCGCAGUCCCCUCUGCUGGGAUCUGGAAGAACGUAGAGCUUGAGAUCUACGAGGUGGCCGUUAUCCGCGACGUUGACGUGGACGUCAGGCGCAACGACUCGCACUGGAACAUGCACAUUCGCUGCUAUCUAGACGCGGUGGGCAAGGAGAACUUCUACGGAAGACUUAUUCUAUAUGCAGUCGAGCUAUUGGAGCGUCCGGUGGUGGUGGAGACUUAUGUAUCGAAAUCGAUUAGCUUCUUGGCGCCGGUAAUUGAGUUCGAUCAAGCUGUGCCCAUUGAGAAAGUCGUGACCUGGUGGCCCAAUGGCUACGGCGAGCAGAAACUUUAUCCGCUUCAUUUCACACUCAAGACCUGGAUAGGCGCUGAUGGACCCGAGAUCCGCUCGAAGACCAAGUCUCACAAGUCUGUCGGCGUUGGUUUCCGCACUCUAGAAUUGGUUGAGGUACCUGCCCCAGACGGUUUGGGAAAUACCUUCCUUUUCCGUGUCAACGGCAUCGAAAUUUUUAUGAAGGGAAGCAAUUAUAUACCAUCCGACAUUCUGCCAGAAUUACAGGGAAAUGAACAAAUUGGUCAUUUACUAAGGUCGGCCAAGGAAGCCAACAUGAACAUGCUGAGAGUGUGGGGAGGAGGGGUCUACGAGUCGGACUACUUUUACCAGCUCGCCGACAGCCUCGGCAUCCUUAUCUGGCAGGAUAUGAUGUUUGCAUGCGCCAUGUACCCGGUGAGCGACGACUUUCUGUCCUCAGUGCGUGAAGAAGUUCGUCAGAAUGCCAAGCGUCUGUCGCAUCACCCCAGCGUUGCCAUUUUUGUGACCAACAACGAGAACGAAGCCGCGUUGGUACAGAAUUGGUAUGGAACGUUUAGUGAUAGAGAACGAUUCGAAAGCGAGUACCGAGAGCUUUACCUGGCCAAUGUCAUUCACGAACUGAAAAUAGUUUCCCAUGGCUCUCGGCCCCAGCCACUGGUUUCAUCUCCGUCCAAUGGAAAGGCGAGUGAGCAGGAUAACUACAUUUCUAGAGACCCACAGGACAACCACAACGGCGAUGUACACUUCUACGACUACUUAAAGGAUGCUUGGAAUCCAGAGAUUUAUCCACGCCCUCGGUUUGCUAGUGAAUACGGUUUUCAGAGCUUUCCCGGAGCCUAUGCCUGGCAGCGCAGCAAGAACGACGACGACGCCCUCCUUCCUCUCUUAAACCACCGGCAACACCAUCCACUGGGAAAUAUUCCCGUGAUUACUCUGGUCGAGAGACACCUUCCGCUUCCCAUGCCAGAGGACGAGAACUAUCCCAACGCCCUGAUCUAUUUUAGCCAAAUUGCCCAGGCGAUGGCUACCAAGACCGAAACGGAACUGUACCGAAGCCUUCGGGACACCCCACACAAUACAAUGGGCGCCCUUUACUGGCAACUAAAUGAUGUAUGGGUGGCGCCAUCUUGGUCCAGCAUUGAUGUCUACGGUAACUGGAAGCUUCUUCAAUACUGGGCCCGUGACUUCCUCGCCCCCAUCGCUAUCGUUGCCCUCUACGACCGGCCAACCAACUCGCUGAACAUCUCACUGAUUUGCGACCAGCUGCAGCCAAACACCCGCGGUUUGAUGGUCACAGCCAAUGUCCAUCUCUGGUCCCAGCUGCUUCCGCGCAAUUCAACCAGCUGGGUAGUUACCCUGCGGCCGAAUGGUGUUCAGUACGACAAGGUCAUUCCCAUCACGGAACUGCUUAAUGGGGAUUUUACCAUAUACAACGCCUUUUUGGAGUUUCAGCUGCGCCGAGGCCAGGAGGUAAUCUCCAGAACUUACUUCUUUCCCGCCAGCAUUGCCGCAGCGAUCGGCAUUGAAGACCCCGGAUUGGAGUACGAGAUCGCCUCCAGGACCUGUCUAACUACUGGCAACGUAAUCCGGAAUAGUAUCAGCAUCAGCAUCCAGGUGAAGCGACCGGCAGUGUUCGUGUAUCUGGAACUAUUGAAACCAUACCGCUACACUCUGUCCGAAAACGGAUUCAUGCAGACAACGCCGAUGCACGUCGUCUAUCUGACCUUCGACGCCACAUCGUGCGCCCGAUUGCUGCGCAAAUCGGACCUUCGAGUGUUAACUGUAAAUGAUUUUAUGAAAUAGACUUCUGUACUUUCCUUGACAACUUUAAUGCGAACUUCUAUAAAUAGCUUAACAAAAACAAACCAAUAAAUAUAUCAGUUAACCGUUUAGCACCCAAUA
Drosophila kikkawai is the source of this 2971-nucleotide messenger RNA. RefSeq names its product beta-mannosidase. Gene Ontology annotation, molecular function: beta-mannosidase activity. Lineage: Eukaryota; Metazoa; Arthropoda; Insecta; Diptera; Drosophilidae. The record is from RefSeq and is a predicted model, not a curated record. Gene Ontology annotation, biological process: glycoprotein catabolic process.